AUGGUCGGCCUGGCGCUGGUGUGGCCAGGCUGGUAUGGUCAGGCUGAUGGUGAACCUGGCACUGGUUUGGCCAGGCUGCUGGUGUGGAGCCUGACGCUGGUGUGGAGCCAGGCCCGCGAGCUGCCUGGUCAAUCAACCAGCCAGGUGGACAUCAAGUGGACAGCCAACCAGAGGUCCACCACCUGGGUCAUCAACCACUCAUGGAGUCACCGGCAGCCAAGGUCUUCGGUCAUCGGGCAGCAGGGCAGCCACGUGCAGCAUCCUCCGCUCCUUCUUCUUCUGCGAGAGCCGGACGCGGCGUUCGACAGCCAGCCUGCGUGCGCGCAUUCGCCGCGCUCGCACGCGCGCUCGCUCAGCUCCGACCCGCAGGUCACGCCCGAAGCGGACGGCGACAACUACCCGUCGCUGCCGGUGAUAGUAACCAACGAGCCGGAGGAGGCUCGCGAGACGGACGCGCCUGGCGUCGGCGGCGGCGGUGUCGGCGCGAGCGGCGGCGGCGGGACCGGCGCGCCGGAGCCCGCCGAAGUGCCCGUGGCCGACCUCAUCAAGUCGCUGGUGCACUUCUUGGCGAACAGGCCCUCGCAUAUGCCGCUGUGGCAGUACGAAGACAUCACGGCUAAAGGUAAACCGACUUUGUCGGCCGUGUUCCGUUUCAUCGGUGUGGCCAUGACAGGCCGCAUGGUCUCCGACAUCCUGUCCCGGCUCGUGGAGACGGUCGCCGAGCAAGGCGAGGAUAUGCAGGGUUACGUCACGGAACUACUCCUCACGCUCGAAGCCGCCGUCGACUCGCUCGAGUCCAACUUCCGACCACUCGACUACAUGAGGGACAUAUUCAAGUCGACGCCCAAUUUAAACAACAAGGACGGCGGGCCGCAGCCGAAUGGGAACGCUUUUGCUGCUGGCAAGCGCUCGCCCGGUGUGUGCGUGGGCUGCGUAGGAAGUCAUACGCGCAGCACCAGCUACUCCGUCACGUACUGCAUGCGCAAGAACCCGCCCGCGGCGCCGGACAAGCAUCAACACGACCGCACGCGGCCCUGCAGCGAGGCGGCCAAAGGCGCGUGCUCCAACCUGUGCCGGUCGCGCUCCGCGCAGUCCCUCAAGCUGCUUGGAGACUCCGCCACUCAGGACGACAAGCUGACGAUCCUGGCAACACUGUUCUGGGUGGGCGCGUCGCUGCUGGAGUCGGACUACGAGCACGAGUUCUUGCUCGGCGUGCGCCUGCUCGCGCGCGUCAUGGCGCGCCUGCCGCUCGACCGGCCCGACGCGCGCGAGCGCCUCGACCGCACGCAGGCGCACUGCGCGCCCUCGCUGCACGCGCUGCUGCUCAAGGGCUGCACGCACCCGAACACUUACGAGCCGGUGGUGGGCGUGCUGGCGGACAUGAUCCCACUGCUGGAGCUGCCGGUCAUCGACCCCACGCAGAGCCUGGCCUUCCCGAUGACGGUGGUGGCGCUGCUGCCCUACAUGCUGCUGCACUACGAAGACGCCAACGAGCUGUGCGUGCGCGCCGCCUGCCACAUCGCGCAGUUCACCGCAGAGAAGAGCAAGAAGUUAGAGAACCUCGGCACAGUGAUGACGCUGUACUCGCGCCGCACCUUCAGCAAGGAGAGCUUCCAGUGGACCAAGUGCGUGGUCAAGUACCUGUGGGACACCUACUCGCACCUGUCCAUGCAAAUGCUGGCCUUCCUCGUCGAGGUGCUCGAAAAGGGCGCGGCCAACCUGCAGCUGCCGGUGCUGUCGGUGCUGCACUGCAUGCUGUACUACGUGGAGCUGAGCGCGCCCGCGGCGCAGCCCGUCACGGCCGACCUGCUGCGCGCCGUCGUCAAGUUCCUCGACUCGUGCGCGCAGGACGGCUGCACCUACAAGGAGGCCAUGAAGAUCCUGAAGCUGGUGGUGACGCGCUGCUCCACGCUCGUCGUGCCGCCCUUCGCGCACACGCACGCCGCCGCCGCGCACCUCGACUCGCACAAGAAGGAGCUGCCGGGGCGCACGAUGGAGUUCACGUUCGACCUGUCGCAGACGCCGGUGAUCGGCCGCAAGUACCUGCCCAAGGCCGGCAGCCAGCCCGCCACCGGGCCCAGCUCGCUGUCCAGCGCCGCCACCGCCACGCCCGACAAAGGCUCGUCAGCAUCGGCGUCGGGCUCGGGCUCGGGCUCGGCGUCGACGGUGGUGUGCGCCGAGGCCGCGCCGGCCGCCAGCGCGGCGUCCCCGCGGCGCUCGCUGUCGCUGUCGCCCGCAGACGCGCUCCAGAGUCGCGUCCGGGAGUGCCUCGUCAACCUACUAACUACAUGCGGCCAAAGAGUUGGUCUGCCCAAGAGCCCAUCUGUGAUCUUCAGCCAAAGCUCGGAGUUGCUCGAGCGAGAGUCGUCGAUGGCUUCCUCGCUGGAGGAGGUGUCGGGCACUCCGGGGAAUGAGCCUUCCGCGGCCGCCCCGCCUACGGACCACUUUGGGGUCUUCAAGGACUUCGACUUCUUGGAGUACGAGAGCGAGAGCAUUGAGGGCGAGAGUUCGGACAACUUCAACUGGGGCGUGCGCCGGCGGCUGCUCAGCGAGGAGCGCGACGAGGGCGCCGCGCCGGAGCGCAGCCCGCCGCAGCGGCCGCGCCCGCCCGACCACGCCCACACCACCAAGAGCACGCACGAGGACUCGUCGGACGAGGAGGGCGGGUGGGAGGAGGGCGCGGCGGGGCGCGGGGAGGGCGACGCGAGCGCGCACGAGCUGGCGCUGCGCCCGCGCACGCAUUCCUUCUCCAGCGCCUCCAGCGGGGAACCCGACGGCGACCGCGGCGACGUGACGCCGGUGCCGGGCGCGGGCCCCGCGCUGCGAGACGCGUGGCGCGCGUCGGUCACGGCGCACUGGCGCCACGCCACGCACGUGCCGCCCAUGGCGCUGGUGCACAGGCUUCACACCGUUCUCAAGCUAGCCAAAGGGCUCUUCCGUGAUUAG
Messenger RNA from Ostrinia furnacalis (Asian corn borer), 2946 nucleotides. Its product is annotated as protein furry-like. NCBI's taxonomy places the organism in Eukaryota, Metazoa, Arthropoda, Insecta, Lepidoptera, Crambidae. The coding region runs from base 1 to 2946 and encodes 981 amino acids. The transcript has 20 exons. The record is from RefSeq and is a predicted model, not a curated record. Gene Ontology annotation, biological process: cell morphogenesis; neuron projection development. Gene Ontology annotation, cellular component: cell cortex; site of polarized growth.